Molecule: messenger RNA, 557 nt
Organism: Hydra vulgaris (swiftwater hydra)
Lineage: Eukaryota; Metazoa; Cnidaria; Hydrozoa; Anthoathecata; Hydridae
Source: RefSeq, a predicted model, not a curated record
GAGUUUUUAUAAAGAAAUUAUUGAAUACAAAAAUGGAAAAAAAAAUUGUAAAAGAUAUUGGGAAGAGGAAGUUUCUUAGAUCAAGCAAAAACAAACUUUUUAUCAUAAAUGAGGCUAAACCAGCUAUUACAUGUCUUCAACUCCCUACUGGAAUGGAUGUUCUUCAACACAUUGUCUACAGAAGAUCACUACUUCCUCAUAAUGUUAAGAAGUCAGCAAUUUUAUCAUGCACUCCUUACAAGAUUCAGGGUUACAAGAGAUGUGAAGUAGAUGAUUGUGAAUGCAUUUUAGGCUUAAUUAAAAGACCAUGGCUUAAAGCGGGAUUUCAAGUAAUGUCAGAUAAAAGUAUUAUCAAGAACCUUAUGAAGAUGGACAAGAAGUAUUCAGAUUUGAGUAGAAAUAAAUGCAGAGGAACAGCUAGAGACAAGGUUAAUCAAGGGGAGUUUAUUUCAUUUUUGAAAAAGCUGUUUUGGAUUGGUUCUACAGAUUUAAAGAACCAAAUUAGGAAGGAUAAAAAACGCUCAGAUAAUGAUAAGCACGAUGAUUUUUUUGGAUGA